AUGACCUAUCCAGAAAAGUUUCAAGGUAUUGCAGUUCUAGACCAUAAGGAUUGGAAGAACGCCAAGAAAGUGGAAUAUGAGCCAAAAGUAUUUGGGGACAGAGAUAUUGAUGUCAAGAUCGAAUGUUGCGGGGUGUGUGGUUCCGAUGUACACUGUGCCAGUGGUCAUUGGGGGGACAUUGCCAAGCCAUUGAUUGUCGGUCAUGAAAUAGUCGGCCACGUCGUGAAAGUGGGUCCAAACUGUACCAGCGGUGUUAAGGUUGGUGACCGUGUUGGGCUCGGUGCCCAAGCUUUGUCAUGCAUGAAAUGUAAACGUUGCUUAAACGGGAACGAGUCCUACUGUCCAAAUGCGAUCCAGACUUAUUCCACGCCGUAUGAAGACGGGUACGUCUCCAAAGGUGGGUACGCUGACUAUGUCCGGGUUCACGAACAGUUCACAGUCCCAAUUCCAGAAAACAUCCCAUCUCAUCUGGCAGCGCCGUUGAUGUGUGGUGGGUUGACCGUGUUCUCCCCAUUGCUGAGAAAUGGCUGUGGUCCAGGGAAAAAAGUGGCUAUUUUAGGUAUCGGUGGUAUUGGGCAUAUGGGUGUCCUGCUUGCCAAAGCUAUGGGUGCUGAAGUUUACGCUAUAUCCAGAACUUCGAGUAAGAAAGAGGAUGCGAUGAAACUUGGUGCCGACCACUUCAUCGCGACCAAGGAGGAACCGGACUGGCACGAAAAGUACUUUGACGAGCUGGACUUGGUUGUGGUCUGUGCAGGGUCUGUUACAGACAUUGACUUCAACACUUUGCCUAAGAUUAUCGCUGUCGGUGGUCGCAUUGUGUCCAUUGCUAUUCCAGAAAUGAGCGAAGUUUUGGAAUUGAAGCCCUUCGGUCUAGUAGGUGUGUCCAUUGCCAACAGCCUUCUUGGUUCGAUGGAAGAGUUGAAACAACUGUUGAAACUUGUUUCGGAAAAGGACAUCAAGAUCUGGGUAGAGACCGUGCCCAUCAGUGAGAAGGGUGUCCACGAAGUAUUCGAAAGAAUGGACAAAGGUGACGUUAGAUACAGAUUUACGCUGACCGAUUACGAAAAGGAAUUCUCCUCCGGUAAUUAG
This is a messenger RNA of Huiozyma naganishii CBS 8797, 1089 nucleotides long. RefSeq names its product NAD(P)-dependent alcohol dehydrogenase. Gene Ontology annotation, molecular function: alcohol dehydrogenase (NADP+) activity; zinc ion binding. Gene Ontology annotation, biological process: alcohol metabolic process. Lineage: Eukaryota; Fungi; Ascomycota; Saccharomycetes; Saccharomycetales; Saccharomycetaceae. The record is from RefSeq and is a predicted model, not a curated record. Bases 1 to 1089 code for a protein of 362 amino acids. The transcript has a single exon.